Molecule: messenger RNA, 1245 nt
Organism: Saccostrea echinata
Lineage: Eukaryota; Metazoa; Mollusca; Bivalvia; Ostreida; Ostreidae
Product: centrosomal protein POC5-like
Cellular component (GO): centrosome
Source: RefSeq, a predicted model, not a curated record
AUGUACGUUGUGUAUAGAUUCCAGUUAGCUGACCAAGAACUGGAUGAGUUUAGUAAAGCCAAAAUCAAAAUUGUGGAGGGAUGUAAACAGACCUUACUCAGGGAACAAGAACGUUCUGCAUCAGAACGGAGGAACCUCCAGAAUGAGAUAGAGAGAAUGAAGGAGCUCCUGCACACUUACGAGACGUCGAUACAAAGAAAGGACCCGGUCAUCUCUAACCGGACACAGGCCCUGAGUAAACAGGAGGAAAAGCAGGAUGCCAUGAAGACAUUCUCAGAGUGGAAGAUACAGCAUGUUGAUUUGAAAAGGGAGAAAUUUGCAGAGAAGCUGACCCAGAGGUACAAUGAGAGAAGACUUCAACAGAAAGUUUUGGAGGCACGGCACUCUGUGAUAGAGAACGAAUGGCGGGCAAGGGUGGAGAAAGCGUGUCAGGCCAAGGCCCAGGAAAUUUGUAUGCAACUGACCAAUGGUUAUGAGGCUAAAGCAGCAUCUGUAAGAAGUGAAGAACUAGUCCCUCAAUGCGCCCACGAGGAGAUAUGUAAUCUACACAAAGAACGAGAGCAGUUUGAGGAAGCCAUAAAGAAAGCAUUCAUGCGUGGAGUGUGUGCACUCAACCUUGAAGCCAUGACUGUAUUUAACAAAAAUGACCAGAAAGAGAACCGACCAUCUGGAGAUUUUUCAGACUAUUUAGAAAGCAGUCUCCCAGAUAAAGAUUUCAGUGCCCCCAAAAAUCCCCAGGAACCGAUAUUUACUUCUCAUCCAGGUUAUGAGGCCUCUGCACCCAAGGUCAUAACUAGCCAAGGGUCAAGGUCAACCACCCUAUGUAGUAUGGCACAGUCCAAAGCAAAUAUGGCAGCUACGAAGGCAUCUGCUUCACAAAAAGGCAAAAUGGUUUCAGCCAAAGUGACAAGUAAAAUUGACAGUCAUCGACAAAGUUCUGGAUCAAAGGGUAAAGUUAAGACUCCACGUCCAUCCUCAUCUGGAGGGUCACGAUCUGGUGACCUUGGGGUCAAUGGUGUAGCUCCGCCUAUGAGUUCUGUCAUAGUGGAAAGACAUCAACCUGUUACUAAUGAAACUAUUGGAAAAGCUACUGCAGUGAAAUAUCCCUCCAAGAAAACGUCUACAUUGGCUGAUCAUUCACAAGGGGGUGUGUCCCACAGAAAGAUAGCAGGGCAGACUUCAACUGGCCCCGCCCACAUACAGACUGUAAAAGUAGUGGACUGAUAGUGAUAAGUUAAAUAGUGA